This is a messenger RNA of Doryrhamphus excisus (bluestripe pipefish), 6729 nucleotides long. It is a transcript of the gene brd10, whose product is annotated as bromodomain containing 10. Gene Ontology annotation, molecular function: protein binding. The record is from RefSeq and is a predicted model, not a curated record. Lineage: Eukaryota; Metazoa; Chordata; Actinopteri; Syngnathiformes; Syngnathidae.
AUGGGUGCCCCAAAAAAGUACGGUGGCCGAACAGGCUUUGUUUGUGUUCCAAAAAACGGAGGGCAAAUUGUCUCGGCGUUUUGACGUCAUCGCAUUAAAGACGUGCAUAAUAUACACUAAGCUCGUCGAGACAGACUGUAAACAAAUUCAUUAUUAUGCAGGGAAUACCUAAAUGUGAGGUUAUAUACUGGUUUGAAUCGCCGUUUUGUAUUGAUCGUGAAGUGGACGUUCUUUAUUUAAUCUUCACUAAGACGGCUGAUCCAGAAGCGUUUUGUGCACCCUGCGAGUCGACUCUUUACGGGAGGACAUUAAACUCUCCAAACUUGCUAAGGUGUUGCCCACCUGCUGUCAACUUGCUGUCACCACCAAGUGUGUCUCUUUGGGAAAGAAGUGCAGUCUACAGGGGGGCUGUCUAGUCUGAGCCUUCGCCUGGCUAAUGCAGCUUUAGCUUCAGCCAGCCAGCUUGUUGUCACUGACGGUGCGCUUGCUACAUGGGAUGUCUUGCGUAUUUUAUAUUCCAUUAAUAAAAAACAUUUAAUGGCGUUAGAAUUCAACUAUGGACACCGAGCGAAGCAAUUGCAGGCCGCGGACUGGCACACAUUGUGACUAGCUAGCUGGGUUGCUAAGCGUGCGAAAAAGAGGCUUGUUUGGGUUUCGGAGACGCCGCACUCAAAGGUAGUGCGAUGGACCCUCCAGGUUGGACACCAUAAGAGUGAAAGAUGAUGUCUUCAAGGUCCAGAUGGGUAAGGAGCCCUGCUGCUGAAGAUAUGGACCUCAGCAAUGGCACCUGUGAGGCUGAGACCAUAGUAGCCCUACACUGCCCUGGAGACCACCCGACCACCAGCAAUGACGGAAUGUCAGACUUCUCCAACAGCGACAUCUCCCUGCCUGAGGUCUGCAUCUCGACCGACUUUGAGGAAAACAUGAGCUACGAGGUCCAGCAAGCCUACAGGAUAUUCUCCUGCUUUCUCCUCGACAAGCACAAAAGCAUCGCCAACCCCUUUCUCCAUCAGGAGGCCCAGGAGCGUGGCGUCAGAGGCGUCCGCGGUCUCAAGCAGUCGAUGUCUUUGCGAAGGAUGGAGGAGAAGUUUACGUGCCAGGAGUACAAGACCAUAACGGAGUUUGUUGCUGACUUCAGACUGAUGCUGGAGAACUGUUACCGCUGCCACGGUGUGGACCACUGGAUGUCCAAACAGGCCCAAAAGCUGGAAAUUAUGCUGGAGCAGAAGCUCACACUGCUGUCCAGGACACUUCGGGAGAAGACGACGUUGGCUGUGACCUCCAAAGGACGUUUCGGUGCAGAGGAGGAGCGAAGUCCGGGGGGAACCUCCACAAGGAGGCGGCUGUCGUCUCGUAGCCUGGCGACCAUCACUGUUGGCGGGCACGAGUCUGUCAUGGUGCAGGCCCUGAGGCUGGAGGAGCAGCAGAGAGCCAAGGAGGAAAGGAGGCAACGUGAGCUGGAGAAGAAAGAAGCCGUAGAAAUGUCGGCCAAGGCUGUGGAAGAGUGGGAGCAGACUUUGCUGUCCCAGGCGUCCCCCCACACUGUGGAUACCCUGUGGGAGCUCCCUGCUAUAGGCCACUUUCUGUGCCUGGCUCAGACCGCACUCAACCUCCCAGAGAUUGUCUUUUUUGAGCUGGAGCGCUGUUUGCUGAUGCCACGCUGCAGCACCCUUCUUUCCAAGAUCAUGUCAUCCCUCCUGUCCCCGUGGCAGAAGAGGGCCACCCUGCACCGCCGUCCCGCUCUCCUGUACCGCCGCUGGGAGGCAGAGCUCAGGCUGCGCGUCAAGGGCUGGUAUCGAACAGUCGCCGCUUCUCGUGAUCAGCUGGCUCGCGCCGAGCAGCUGGGGCUCUGUCACCAGUUUUUCCGCCACCUGGGGCCGGUGAACCCCUUGGAGGAGAAGCCCUUUCACCUGCUGCCCUUCUACCAGCGAGUGUGGCUUCUGAAGGGGCUGUGCGAUCACGUGUAUGAGACCCAGAAGGACGUUCAGGAUGCUGUACUGGCACAGCCCAUACAUGAAUGCAGGGAGUCCAUUUUGGGCUACGACACCAAGGACAAUGCUUACAUACAUUUCCCGCAUUUCUGCGGGGCCGACUUAAGGAUCUACUGCCAGAGUCCCAGCAAGCCUCCUGCUUUUCCCUUCCCCUUGUUGCUGGUGAGAAGGGAGACUGAAGAUUCUGGUGCACUGAAGCAUGAGGAGGACAGAGCAUGUUGUAGAAGCCCGUCUGGAGAUUUGGGGCAGACAUUAAGGUGCUUGAAAAGGGAAAACGGGAGUGGUGGGGAACAUGAAGAAAGAUGUUGGUCUCUGAAGGAGGAGGAGGUGUGUGAUUCAGGGUCCUCAGAUGGAGACUCAUCAAUAGCGGUGAAAAGACAAUUUAAGGAAGAGACUUUACAGUGUAAAUCCAGCACAAAUGUAGCAAUAAACAAAGAGAAGGGUUUCUCCUUGGGCUCAGUGCAUGCCGUUAAAGCAGAGGGCCUUGGCUUGAAUGUAGGCGAACAUAGCUACACUGGUAGGUCACCUGCAUGCUCUGCGGACGUCACAUCACCAGCUCAACUUUUGGGGACCAAAGCGGAAAGCAGAAAUUCUCAAACACCACCGCCCUGUUUGGAUUGUCGACAAUCUGUGAAAUCUCUGCAGCACAGCUGUAACUGUGGCGACUCUACCCAUGGAGCGCAAAACCUCAACAAAGACGACAGAACACAGUCGAAAAAAAAGAAAUGGAAGAAAAACAUGCAGCAAAAUUUGAGCCUGCACCCGGCUGAGGCAAACAAAUCUUCUGUUCAGGGAAUUACAGCAACGAGCCAGAGGAAAGAUAAGAAAAGAAAGCAUAAAGAAGGAAAGAAGCUUGUUUCCGCAAAGAAAAUUAAAGAUGAGCCUUCAGCUGAGCCAUCGUUUAAGUUGGUUUGCACCAGUCUGCAAGAGUUGCGAGAGCUGAUCAGCAAAACCGAGGAUGAGCUUGACGAUCUGGAGAGCACGAAAAAGAAAUUGGAUCGUUGGUACUAUCGAAGACAAGCUGUGAAGGACCUCCACAGCACUCUUAUCAGACUACUCAAUGAGCUCUCUCCCUGGGAACCCAAACUUGUGAAGGCCCACCACAGAAACAGGCUUCGUUUGAAGAAGGAGUUUGAUGAUUUCCGGAAGCAUCCGGAGUAUAGUAACUUUGUACGAGAGGAGUGUAUGUCAUCCUCCUCCUCCUCAUCUUCAGAUGAUGAAGAUACGGGUGUCCAAAAGGAAGAGUCUUUGUUGGAUGACUAUCGAGGGUCAAAAGAAGAUCUGGAACACAUUGUUCCCAGAGGCCUUUGGACUGGGGGGAGCACAGGAGAUUUAGUAGCUGAAUCUGUCGGAGACCGAUCUCCAACCUUUGUCAUCGCCAACCACCAAAAACAUCCGGAGAGUGCCGAAAAACUACCAAGAAUUCCAACUGACACUUAUUGUGCCACAGGCUGUGGUCUGAAGUCCACAUAUGAGAAGAUAUCAUUAAAUCAAUAUAGGGAUUCAAACACAGAAUGUGCUCCCCACCUACCUAAAGGCUACACGCCCAUUCCGACUUUGCUUGCAAAGAGCGUGGGAAACAAAGUGACCUUAAUGAAACGGCCUGUUAAUUACUCAGGGCCUAACAACCUAAAUAACAAGCAGUGUUCAAACCCCCUGCCUGGGUUUUUAAUAGAGAAGGCAAAAGCACAAAAUCCUGAAACCACUACACAGCAAACACAAAGAGAAGAGGCUCCUUUUGAGUUAGACUGGGGCGAACCAAGUGUGACUUCAUCACAAACUGAUCUCCAAGGAGUGUCAAGUGCACCUGAGGGAUUGGGUCGUCUUGGAAUGAAAGACGUUGGCAAUCUUCCCAAGCUGGACCACAAAACACAGGAGAAGAUCAUGCAACAUGUAGUGAUUCUGCCUUCCAUUCACAAAUCAGAGGAGCAGCAGGGUACUAAAGAAUCCACCAAUGUGCCUGGCUUCACCAUUCCGGACAGGAGAGUUUCUGUACAGGAAGUGGAUGCCCAGCGAGUGAAGACACUUUCCUUUUCAGUCCCCCAAAACAAAACACUAUUCCAAGGUACGUCAACUGCAAGAACAUCACAGAGUAUGGAUACAAGGCCGUCAGUGUGUCCCAAACCCCCAGACAAAAAGCAGGAACUUAAAACGAUGUGCAUCCGUGAUUCCCAGUCCAUACUCGUAACAACCCGGGGAGGCAACACCGGCAUCGUCAAAGUACAGACAUCCUCCGCCCAGAAUCCACUCGGCUCUUUGUCUACCAGUCCAGUCAUCACCAUUUCCCCGCAGUUUAAAGCCUUCCUUGUGUCCAAGACUUCAGAGGCCUCCACCGCAACACUGACCAGCCCAGCAGUAGCCCAACCUCAGAGGCACAGUCCUUCCAAGUUAAAGUCGUUCUCCACCAUCCCAAAUUCUGAAGUCUCUACACUCAUUCCUGUGACAGACUCAAGAAGUUGGACUUCAAGACCUCCCUCAGAUCCCGGUUCUAUUGUCGGUGGCUCUCAGUCGGUUAAAAGUACCAUUCUCGAUUCUCUCACACAAGCUAAAAUAGUCAACCAGCCUGGGUUGAAGCGGCCUGCCACAGAGGAGCAAUCCCAAGUUACAAAAUUUAUCCUGGUUAAUCCUCCCUCCUCAUCCUCCUCCUCUUCCGCUUCGACUGUAGCUGAAUCAAAAGACACAUCUUCCACAAAUUUUAGUUCAAGGGUGGUCAUUGUCAACCAGCCAGCAGCAACGGCAUCAUCCUCUACUUUAGUGGACAGUGUUUCGAAGCACACCACAACAACAGGGGGAUCAACAUUUAGUGGACAUCCGCUAACUAUGUCAUUGUCAAGUCUGAAUGUCGGAUCAAGUCCUGGUGUCAACUCGGCAGUGAUGCCCAAGGGAAAGAGCGUCACCCUCUCAACAGGGCUUCAGAUCCAGUUGUCAGGGAUGACAACAACCAUCGGACAGUCCAUCGGUGCUCUCUCAUGUCCCACUUCCAAAAUCACACCCGUAGCAGAUACACGACCAGCAUCCGCAAUCCAACCGGCCCCUUUCACAAAUUCAAAUAUAGUCACAAGCUCUCUUAGCCAACUUAUUCCCAGUGCUACUUGGCCCAAAACAUUUCAACCCCAUUCUUUCACAUCUACUAUGACCACGUCUCAGCCUGCAGCAAGUCCGGGAACGGGUCCUACUCAGCUGGCUUGUCCAAAACCCACCUCUAACCUUGAUCAUCCACAAGCUAUUGUGCAAAUGGGUAAAGAACCUACCCUCAUCUUGUCUUCCCUUCAAAAUGGUCUCAAUAAAUCCCCAAUGGCCAACAGUACGCAGUUCACCAGCCCUGCUACUGAUGCUCAGCAGAGGAUAGUCAUCAAGACCUUCAAGCCCCUUUCAGCUGGCACACAGAUCAUUCUUAACAACACAUGCUUUGUAGUUCCACCACAGGGUUUGGGGCCAGGUAGCCACCUACUCAUCAUCCCUAGCUCUUCUUCACAAAAAGUGCCUAAUACCACCGGUAACAGCAUCGGACCACCACAAGGAGCGAGUCAAUGUCCAGGAACCGCUCAAGUACCAAUUUUAGGAGUGAAUUCUCCUUUUGUAGCAUGCACAGUUGGUCCGAACAGUAUCGGAACAGUCCAGAGCCCUUCAGCACGCUUUAGUACCUCAGCAUCACUUGUGGUAAACACAUCCCCUGUAGUCGUACCCCAACCCAAUUUAGCCAAAAGUUCAGCGUAUGUGUCCCAAGCCAUAACCAGCUCUGCUCUUGGUUCUGUUCUUGCUCCGAUCAGGUUGCCCUCUGGUACUGGUACCGGUACCGGUAUCUCAUCUCAAUCCAAAUGUUCCACUGCAGUCACCCAAUCUUUGCCCUUAUUACCGUCACCAUUGUUGUUGUCUUCACCAGGUCCGUAUAGCAGUUCCGUCAUACAAAGCACACUGCAUUUUCAGGAUAUCUCAACCCUGAAGACCCCAAGUAUCCAACCGUCAUCAACAAUGGCUGCUCCGAACACCGCAUCCAGGAUUCAGACCCCGCCGGUCGUGGCGGCACCUGCAUCCGUCAGUUUCGUCACCGCUUCUCAACCGCUGACUUUACUCAACACCAUCCACCAAUCCAUUGCUGUUACCAAUCGGCUCAAGCCGUCUUUGCAGAAAUCCCCUUUAGGUCUGGCUAACAGCGUCCAAGCAUCCAAGCUUCUCAUUAGUCCCGACGGGGCGGUUUUAAGUCAGAUUGUUGCGCACCAACUCCACACAUGCGACGCUACUACUUUACAGCCUUCACAAGCCGACACCAAGUCAACCAAAUGACUCUAAAAUGUCAUUAUUUAUAUUCUUUAAGAGUUGUUAAAACUGCUAUCUAGUUGUUUUACUCCAAAAAGUAGUUUUUACUCUGUCUACUACUGAGAUUGCCCAUUAAUGGAUGUAUGUUUGUUGUUGUUUUUUUUCUUCAUGGCCAGUAAACGGUGGGGAAAUGUAAAAUGAAUGAGUGCUUCAAAAGCCAACUUUACUACUUUAAAUGUUUAAUAGGACACUUGUUUGUAUACCCAUUCUGUGCAUAUGAGUUGGAAAUUGCAUUUUACAGUGGAGGAAAUGUAAAGACUAGACCAACUGGAUUUGUACAACAUGUUUUGCACUCACUUUUUAUUUAUUUUCUACCAUAUAGAGUUUCCUACAUAGGUUCAUUUUCAUGGAACUAAUGUGGCAGUUAAAGCAUGGAAAGAAUAAUAAACAUCUAUCCCCCCAUUUGUUUUUUUUUUGGAGG